AGAGUGUUGGGCUCAUGACUGGCCUUGAGGUUCAGAGGUCCUAGGAUUGUUACCACACCUUGGGGUGGCCAGGGAGGGUAUGGGAGGAGCCAGGAGAACAUCUGGGGUGCCAUGCCCUGAGUAAAGGUGAGCAUAAGAAACUGCUACCCUACUCAGAGCCCUGCCAAAGGUUCAAACUCCUUAGGAAUAAAGGUUAGAUUCACUCCCCUGGAACAAACACUCCAAUCAGUAAGAUUCUGCCUGAAGGUAGAAGAACAAGGAUUGGUGGUGGAAGAAGGAAGCCGUAGCCACAUGGCCUAUAGCCCUGUGACCGUAGCCCCCAUCUGUUUUUCUUUUCUUACUGCUGGAACCAUAUGGAAUAUUUCCCCUUCCUGCAUUUGAAAAAAUAAGAAUUAUUGUAUUUCAAUGUUUUCUCAUUCCCCCUUUCCUUCUCUUCAGUGCAGUAUAUUGAGAGCGGCUGAAUUUAUUCUAAGUUGCAGAAUGGUGAAGUGGGGUCCGGAUGGAACUGGGAAAGAAGUGGACACUCCUCAGGAGAUCCUGGACUCUGACCAGUGAGUGGCCUGUGACUUCACCAGUAGGAGCAGGACAUGCCCUUGGGCUGUGAUCCUCUAUCGAGGGGAGGAUGAGACUCAGCUCAGGAUAUCACCUCCUUCUAGAGGCCUUUCCUGUCAGCUGUCCCAGGAUGCAACACACACCCAUUCAGCUGGAUGAGGCUACAGACAAACGGAAGGCGCUGGAGGAGACCAUGUCCUUUACCACCCAGGCGCUGGCCAGCGUAGCCUACCAGGUGGGCAACCUGGCUGGGCACACUCUGCGCAUGUUGGACCUGCAGGCAGCCUCUCUGCGGCAGGUGGAAGCCCAUGUGAACACGCUGGGCCAGAUGGUGAACAUGCACAUGGAGAAGGUGGCCCGAAGGGAGAUUGGCACCUUAGCCAUGGUCCAGCGGCUGCUCCCCAGCCAGAAAGUCAUCGCUCCUGAGAGCCUACCUCCCCUCACACCCUACUACCGAAGACCCCUCAACUUUGGUUGCCUGGAUGACAUUGGCCAUGGGAUCAAGGAUCUGAGCACGCAGCUGUCGCGGACCGGGACCCUGUCUCGAAAGAGCAUCAAGGCGCCUACCGCACCCGCCUCCGCCACCCUGGGGAGACCUCCCCGGAUCCCCGAGCCGGUGCAGCUCCCAGUGGCGCCCGAUGGCAAACUGUCCGCAGCCUCAUCUGCCUCUUCCCUGGCCUCGGCCAGCAGCGCUGAAGGUGUUGGUGGGGUCUCCGUGACCAAGGGGCAGGCAGCGCCCCCACCUCUCUCCAGCACCAUGAUCCCACCUCCUCCAUCAGCCUCGGAUAUCUGCCUGCUGCCCCCUCCGAUGGAGGAGCUGUACCUGCCUCCUCUAGACCCAGAACUGCUCCAGCCCUUGGACCUGCCCCCUCCUCCACCCCUAGAUGUACAUGAACUGGAACUGCUGCCUCCACCUCCUCCAGGCUUUGGGCCAGAAGAGCCUAGCUGGGUCCCUGCUUCAUACUUGGCCAAAGUGGUGACACUGUACCCAUACACCCGCCAGAAGGACAAGGAGCUCUCCUUCUCUGAGGGCACCAUCAUCUGCAUCACCCGCCGCUACUCCAAUGGCUGGUGUGAGGGCGUCAGCUCAGAGGGGACUGGAUUCUUCCCAGGGAACUAUGUGGAACCCUGCUGCUGACAGCCUUGGGGCCUCUGGGCUGCUGACCCAG
Molecule: messenger RNA, 1721 nt
Organism: Rhinolophus ferrumequinum (greater horseshoe bat)
Lineage: Eukaryota; Metazoa; Chordata; Mammalia; Chiroptera; Rhinolophidae
Gene: ABI3
Product: ABI family member 3
Exons: 9
Coding region: 623-1690 (355 amino acids)
Biological process (GO): regulation of cell migration
Cellular component (GO): lamellipodium
Molecular function (GO): SH3 domain binding
Source: RefSeq, a predicted model, not a curated record